This is a messenger RNA of Centruroides sculpturatus (bark scorpion), 1390 nucleotides long. RefSeq names its product methyltransferase-like protein 22. Gene Ontology annotation, cellular component: nucleus. Gene Ontology annotation, biological process: protein methylation. The transcript has a single exon. NCBI's taxonomy places the organism in Eukaryota, Metazoa, Arthropoda, Arachnida, Scorpiones, Buthidae. The record is from RefSeq and is a predicted model, not a curated record. The coding region runs from base 51 to 956 and encodes 301 amino acids. Gene Ontology annotation, molecular function: protein methyltransferase activity.
UUUCGUCCGGGCGGAUAUCCGGCCAAUCAAUAUGGCCGCCGGUAGAAAGAAUGGAAGAAGACGUGGUAUUAUCGGACGUGCACAUUUAUACGGAAAACGCCACGGUGGAAGGAUCCGAGAUUUACGCCGCGUUACCGGAAAGGUGGAAAGAGCGAGUAAAAGUUGCGCGGUCUCGGUUCGUUUUCCGUCGGCCCCGUGGAGGAGAGAAAGCGAAACGGCGCCCGACUAGGGAUCCGCCGGCCAGCGACGAGGACGGAGAUCUGUUGAUAGAAAGAAAGGACGUAGGGCCUAAGAACGUGCUGACCCUGGUCCAUCUGACGGCCACCCCUCUGAGUUUGGUGGGUUCGCAGGUGUGGAGAGGGGCCACCUAUCUGGCCGACUUCGUAUUGCACGAGGGAUCUUUACGAUUCGGAGGCAAGAACGUGCUGGAACUGGGCGGAGGAACGGGUCUGUGCAGCAUCCUGGUUUCGUCUUACGCUCGUCGGACGUUUUGCACGGAUCGCGGCGCCACCCAGUUGGAAAUAUGCAGAGCCAACGUGGAAAGUAACGGGAACUCCGUCCGGGUGCGAGAAUUGGACUGGACCUCUUGCGAUCCUCUUUCGGCCGGAGGAAGAUUCGGGUGGAGCGACCGAGACAGAGAGGAACUGAGGGAAACCCAAGUGAUCUUGGCCUCCGACGUGGUGUACGACGACCGUCUGACCCAUUGUUUUCUCCAGACUCUGGACUGGCUGCGGAGUUACGCGCCUUGGCGGGUGGCCUACGUGUCUCUGGAGAGAAGGAUCAACUUCGCCUCGGAGACGUUGACCGAGUGCAGUCCCGCCUACGACUACUUGGUGGACAGACUGGACUCUCUGCGCGACGUAUACGACGUCGGUCGCUGCCCGGACUUUCCGCAGUAUUUUCGCUACGAAAGGACGCCCCAACUGCAACUGUGGGCCAUUUCUCCCAAGACCUGAUUGGCGCAAACUUCGCACCUACUGUACUUUUUCGAAUUGAUGGAAAAUUAUAAUUAAAGCGCCGGUUUAUUCGCCUUUCUAUUUAAUUUUCCAACGGAACUCGACAGAAAUCCAGGAUUUCUGUCGAGUACAGAUUUUCUGGUGGACCAGAGAGGAGGAUCGUUGCCUCUCGCAAACUAAUUCCGAGUAUAAUAACGCGCGCCAUCUAACCGGGAAGUCGGAAUCAAAUGUUUGGGUGGAACAUUUCUUCCGCAGUAAUUUUUUUAUCGAGUUUUAAAGACUCGAACCUCUUCCCAAAAGCCCGUCUUCCAGUUUUUCGGCCAUUUUAUCGUGGCCCGAGUCAAUCGGUCGCUUGUUGGUAAUGUUAAUUAAUUCCCCGGGAGUGAAUUCGGAAUACAAAUAAAUAUUUUCUGUCGGUAGUUGAGUAAAAAAAU